Messenger RNA from Medioppia subpectinata, 1558 nucleotides. Lineage: Eukaryota; Metazoa; Arthropoda; Arachnida; Sarcoptiformes; Oppiidae. The record is from the annotation of a GenBank genome assembly.
CAACACAACUCGUGGACACAAGAAGUUGUGGCGAUAAUCAUGUCUAACGAUGAGUUCAAUUACGUUAAGCGCCAGAAAAUCAUACACUUUGGGAGUCUUGAGGAGAAGGAGAGGGAGAGACUGUCCUCCAAGGGGUCGGCGGUCGGUGUCAACCGAAACAUCAAUAUUAACACUUCCGAUGAAUAUCUGGAGGUCGAGAGGGAUGUGAUGUCCAAAGAGAAACUGUCGGUAUUGGAGGACUUCGAGCGCCGGAAGAAAGCCCGACAAAUACCCGUCUCUACCGAUGAUAUCGAAGUGAGGGCUCACUUAAGACAAAUCAAUGAACCAAUUUGUCUGUUCGGUGAGGGACCGGCCGAUCGCAGGGAACGGUUAAGACAAUUGUUGGCCCGUUUAGGCGAAGACGCCAUCCGGAAGAAGAAGGAGGACGAGAAGGGCGACCAAAAGGAGUCAACGCAGACCUGGUACCACGAGGGACCCGAAUCACUGCAUAAGUCCCGGUCGUGGAUCGCCGACUAUUCCAUCCGAAGAGCCAAUGAUAGGCUCGAAACGGCCAGAAUUCAGAGACAAACGCCCGAAGAGACUCGAGAGGCCGCCUCUCAGGAGUUGUACAAGAAUUUGGGCCAAAUUGAGAUCAGUUGCAGUCAAGUCGGCGACAUUCGGCCGCUUUCCAGCUGUCAAUUCAGUCCCGACUGUUCACUUGUGGCCACUUCUUCCUGGAGUGGUUUAUGUAAACUAUGGACAAUGCCUUCCCUGGAGUUACGGUCAACACUUCGCGGCCACAACUGUAACGCCGGACAAAUCACUUUUCAUCCAAAAUCAACUAUAAGUCAAUCGGAAGAAGCGUUAAAUCUAGCGUCUUGUGGUGUCGACGGAUCCGUCUUCUUGUGGAACCUGAAGAGUGAGGAACCGAUCGGUAAUCUCGAGGGUCACGAACCGAAUCGUGUCAGUCAUUUGGACUUUCAUCCGAGCGGUCGCUUUUUGGCCACUUGUUGUUACGACAACUCAUGGCGUUUGUGGGACUUAGAGGGCGGCGAAGAGGUUCUCCAUCAGGAGGGACACAGCAAACCCGUUCACGACCUGUCCUUCCAGUGCGACGGCUCACUCAUCGCGACCGCUGGUCUCGAUUCGUUUGGCAGGGUUUGGGACCUGAGGACCGGCCGAUGCAUUAUGUUUAUGGACGGACACCUGAAGGGCGUACUCGGCAUCGACUUCUCGCCCAACGGUUACCAAAUAGUGACCGGAAGUGAAGACAAUAGCGUCAAGAUAUGGAACCUAAGGGAGCGAAAGCUGGAGUACACGAUCGCCGCCCACACGAACGUCAUCUCCAAAGUGCUGUUCGAGAAAACGAUCGGCAAUUAUAUAAUGACCGCUUCCUAUGACAACACUGUCAAACUGUGGGCACAUCCCGGGUGGACACCCAUCAAGACUCUUAGCGGACACGACGGCAAAGUGACGGCCGUUGAUGUGUCGCCCGAUAAUAAGCAUUUAAUCACAUCCUCUUUCGACCGAACGUUCAAAUUAUGGCAAAAAGAGUAACGUUUGCCACAAAUAAGUAGAC